Molecule: messenger RNA, 797 nt
Organism: Schistosoma mattheei
Lineage: Eukaryota; Metazoa; Platyhelminthes; Trematoda; Strigeidida; Schistosomatidae
Source: the annotation of a GenBank genome assembly
UUUCACAUUUUUGCUUUACUUAAAAGACAUUAUGUCGCGAAAUUGUAUCGGAAAUCUAUCACCGAUUCAGCGAAAACUUUUAACAAAACGAAGAUGUCAAUCUACAUUCAAGCCACUCAGUGGAUUGAAUAAAAAUAUCCGAAAAAGAACAUACUUAAAAAGAUUAAAUGAUAAUAAUUCUUUAAAACCACAUCAAAUUGAAUGUGAACGAUUGAAGGAAAUUCUACCAACUGUUGCAAAUUGUGAAAAUUUGGAUGAAGUGAAAAUUAUUCAAGAAGCAAUAAAGCAUAUAAACUAUUUAGAACAAGCAGUACUUCGACGAUUAAAUAUUAUCAAUGUAGAAACUUCAAUUGAAAACAGUAAUCUCCAUUCUUCCUCAUUGUCAUCAUCCUCCUUACUUCCAGCGUUCAUUUUUAAAUUAUUAUCUAGUCAGAAUAAUCCAUCACAAUCAAUAUCAGAAGAGAAUUUGCUUUUUCAUAAUAGGCCUCAACUAAAUAAUGAUUACAUAACUGAUGAUAAUUUCUUAUCAAAAUCCUAUGAAUAUUUAAAUUCCAAUGGUAGUACACCAUAUCAGACAGAUGAUGAUAUUGAUCAACUGGGGUAAAAGGAUAUGAUAAAAAGAAAACUUUUUUAAAUACUACAAUUUCAGCGCCUUGUAAAUAAAAAAAAAGUGAACAACCAAAACCACUGUUGAACACUAAACUCAAUUAACUGUACAUAAAAAUACAUACAUUAUUGUACAUAAGUUAUUUUGAUUGAAUUAAAUAUUUAAAGUGAUACAUUAUGAAUGAUUAUAA